GAGCAACACGUUGUUUGUAUCUUGCAACUUACGACUUACACCUGAUUGCAUCUUAACUACGACGUGUUAACGUUACUUUGGUUCCACAGGCAUCCGAUCUCACCCACCUGUGUUACUACCUCGUCGUAACAGUCAGUCCACCGCCGUCCACCGAAUGCGCAAGCAGUAAACAGUGAAAUCCAAGAAACUACAAUCUCGAUCCACAACAACCUUUCCCGUCUUUAUUUUACCAACUCCUCAAUAUUCCGACUCACUUCUCGCUCAUCCCAAGGCAACAAAUAACCAUGGCCUCCAGAUCCCCGGUUUCUGCCGUAUCGCAACAGCAAAAGAUCUCGUCUACGCCCGACGUAGCUCCAGGCACAGUUCCGACAUCUCCCCAACCAACGUCAACUGCAGCACAACAAGUAACAACAGGAGCAGUCCCAUUUCCGUCGCCACAGACAUUCGAUUUCCUACCGCCAUUACACGCGCUAAUACUACGUUUACUAUCAUCGACGAAUACAUCUUCUGCUGCUGCUGCUGCUGUUGCAAGUCAAUCCACCAUUGCCGGUGGGACUACCUCGGGAGCAGCAAGUCAAAGCCAAAGCCAAAGCCAAAGCCAAACCGAAGCCGGCUCACAAUCACAAACACAACCAAAACAACCCCAGUCUCAACAGCAGAAACCCCAACCAUCGCAAGAAGUCACUAACACCGCAACACCGUCGUCAUCUCUCCCACCACUAGAAGCAAAGGACCUCUUCACAGCCGCGAGCGCAAUCCGAAUACGUAUUCAAAAAGCGCGCGCCGUGGUGGACAAUCUGCCGGACGUAGAUCGGACUACGGAAGAGCAGGAAGAUGAGAUCGAGGAGUUGCAGGAACGCAUUGCAGCUCUGAAAGGUGUUAUUGCUGAUUUUGGGCGGAGAGCCGCGGGCGUUCAACAUACCAUUGAGGGGGAUGAUAGAAUGGAUGUCGGUGUUUGA
Messenger RNA from Talaromyces stipitatus ATCC 10500, 959 nucleotides. RefSeq lists its product as uncharacterized. Gene Ontology annotation, molecular function: transcription coregulator activity. The transcript has a single exon. The record is from RefSeq and is a predicted model, not a curated record. Gene Ontology annotation, cellular component: mediator complex. Bases 285 to 959 code for a protein of 224 amino acids. NCBI's taxonomy places the organism in Eukaryota, Fungi, Ascomycota, Eurotiomycetes, Eurotiales, Trichocomaceae. Gene Ontology annotation, biological process: regulation of transcription by RNA polymerase II.